Messenger RNA from Talaromyces stipitatus ATCC 10500, 1765 nucleotides. RefSeq names its product cytochrome P450 monooxygenase, putative. Gene Ontology annotation, molecular function: heme binding; oxidoreductase activity, acting on paired donors, with incorporation or reduction of molecular oxygen; iron ion binding. The transcript is spliced from 6 exons. The coding region runs from base 158 to 1699 and encodes 513 amino acids. NCBI's taxonomy places the organism in Eukaryota, Fungi, Ascomycota, Eurotiomycetes, Eurotiales, Trichocomaceae. The record is from RefSeq and is a predicted model, not a curated record.
GAUAUUGAUGUGCUGCCUAGGCACGAAGCGUGUGACGUGAACACCAAUCUUCUUGUUACACCGAUCUCAAUUCAUAGGACUCUUCUAUGCUAUAAGUGAACCCUCAGAAGCGAGAAAGAGACAAGUAGACUGGACCGCGCAGCAACUCAUUGUCACCAUGGCGAGUUACUUGAUGCCGCUUGACCGGAUCGACCACUAUCCACUCUCUAGCUUGAUCUCCAUACCAUCCGUUAUAGCCCUCGCUUUGGCAUGGACGAUUUCAAAAGUCGUCUACAACCUCUAUUUCCAUCCCCUUCAUUCCUAUCCUGGUCCAUUUCUUGGAAGGGCAUUCAGCAUUUACAUCUCCAUUCUCGAAUUGAGUGGCACGCAGCAUAAUAAAGUCAAAGAAUGGCACGAUACUUACGGCGAAGUCGUGCGCAUUGCGCCAAACAGCUUGUCAUAUAAUUCAAGCCAGGCGUGGGAAGAAAUUUGCGGCCAUCGAUCCGGCAGUCAUAAAGCUCUAUUCGACAAAGACCGAGAGUUUUUCGUAUUACCACCAAAUGGGGAGCCGAAUAUUGUAGCAGCUAACGGCGAACAUCAUCGCCGGCUGCGGCGGCUCUUAGCACAUGCCUUUUCUGAAAAGGCUCUGAGAGCGCAGGAAGCCUGUAUUAAGGGGUAUAUCGACCUUUUUAUAGCGCAACUGAAAGAUCGAGCAACUACAGGCAAUGGCGUCGUCAACAUGGUGCAUUGGUUCAACUUCACAACUUUCGAUGUGAUUGGAGAUCUAGCUUUUGGUGAAUCAUUUUCACUCCUGAAGCAGGGUGUGUGGUCGAGAUAUCUCUCCACGGUUUUCGGUUCGAUCCAGUUCGGUAUCAUCGAGCGGCUGCUCAGGCGUUUGUUGCCGUUAACAUGGAAAAAUUUCACCAAGCUUAUUGCUCCAAAGAAGCUGCUAGACGACCGAAUGUUUCAAUAUCAUCUGGCCAAAGAUAAGCUAGCUCGCCGGAUAGCCCAUGAUACAGAGAGACCUGACUUUGUGCACUAUAUGCUCAAGGGAUCUCGUGAAACUAUCGGGGCUGACGGUCUGACAUUUGAGGAAAUGGUCUCGCAAGGAAACCUCCUAUUACUUGCUGGUAGCGAAACAACAGCGUCGCUAUUGUCCGGCAUGUUGUAUUAUCUCCUAGUGAACCCUGACGUAUUGGCCCGCUUAGCAGAAGAAGUCCGCACAUGUUUCCCCAAAGAGACCGAGAUUAGCAUUCAAACCGUCUCCUAUUUACCCUAUCUGCAAGCCGUGAUCGAAGAGUCUCUGCGUAUGUAUCCUCCCGUGCCCAAUGCAUUACCUCGCUCAACUCCCCAACCGGGAGAAGUCAUUUGUGGAAAAUUUGUCCCUGGGGGUACUAGCGUUGGGAUGCAUCACUAUGCGUGCUAUCGCUCUUCGAAAAACUUUUUCGAACCGGACUCUUUCCACCCUGAACGCUGGCUCAAUAAUGGUGAUUCUCGUUUCGCGAACGAUGAUAAGAAUGCAUUCCAUCCAUUCUCUCACGGACCGAGGAAUUGUCUCGGGAAGAAUCUGGCAUAUGCCGAGAUGAAGCUGAUCGUGGCCGAGUUCUUCUGGAAUUUCGAUGUUGAGUUGCAAUCUGAGAGCAGAAAUUGGGCCCAGCAGAAGUCCGCGAUCAUUUGGAGGAAAAAUCCUCUCUAUGUCAAGCUGACACCGAGGAAGUAGUAUGACCAUUGUUUUUGAAAGGUAUUAAUUUUGAUUAGUCCCAGAAUGCCUCUUGUCUUGUUAUAG